AAAGGAAGCUUCUUCUGUGAAACUCGAUCAGCUAAAGGGAUCUGGAUGGGUUGUAAUGUAUCCCUCUUAUAUUGAUAGCUCCAUGUCUGUAAAGGACGGGAGAAAGGUGAGAGCGGAUCUAUCCUGUGAAAACCCUACAGUUCAGGAAGUGGCAAAGGCUUGUAUACAAUUAGGUCUCGAUUGUCUUAUUGAACCUAAGCGAUAUCCCAAGAAGUGGUGGGUUCCGGGAAGAUGUCGUAUUCGUAUUCAUAAUGCAGACGGAAGCCCGUGUAACAAAUCUGUGAACUCACGAAAGGAGCUGUUUCAUGAAGUGGGUAAGGUAAUUCCUCAAAUCCGUCAACAAAUGAGAGAGCAAAUGAGCGCAUCCCAAAAGGGAGGUCCGGCACCUGCGGGAUCGCAGAACAAAGCGAAACCGAAAGGAAAGGGCAAGGGUCGAAAGAAAUGA
Messenger RNA from Blastocystis hominis, 445 nucleotides. RefSeq lists its product as hypothetical. The transcript has 4 exons. Bases 56 to 445 code for a protein of 129 amino acids. Gene Ontology annotation, molecular function: 7S RNA binding. Lineage: Eukaryota; Bigyra; Opalinata; Blastocystidae. The record is from RefSeq and is a predicted model, not a curated record. Gene Ontology annotation, biological process: SRP-dependent cotranslational protein targeting to membrane; SRP-dependent cotranslational protein targeting to membrane, signal sequence recognition. Gene Ontology annotation, cellular component: signal recognition particle, endoplasmic reticulum targeting.